UUCUGACUAAAUCUUGUUAAUCUGAUAGGUACUGGAACAGACUAUUUGCUUAAUUCAAGCAAGCUGUAGUGUUGGUAGCACUUCUUAAGAAAAGCCAUUUGAGUGCACGCAAAAUAGAGACAUGGACAAGUUUAUAAUAAAAGAGAAAAGAGCUAAACCUGCUGAAGAAGAGGAAGAGUCCAGUGAAAUCGAGGAAAGUUGCACCCCGGAGACAAGCGCUAACUUAAGAAGAAAAUUCCGGAAGGAAUGGCUGCAACAAUUUUCGUGGCUUAAGAAAAUCGAUGGAGAAGCGUUUUGUGUGGCUUGCGAGAAAAGAAUAACUAAUAACUUAUCACAUUUAACGCGGCAUGCCAAAAUUAAGACACAUUGCGCCAACCUUGAAAAGAAGAAAAACCAAUUGAAAUUGGAUGAAUUUGUUAACGAAGAAAGGGCAACAUUAGCUAAACAGGUACGCAAUGCGGAGUUUACAAUUGUUGUUUUCUGUAUUAUGCACAAUUUGCCCUUUCGGUUGGUCGAUUAUUUACCUGGUCUUUUAUACGAUUGCUGCACUGAUAGUCAAAUAGCAAAAGCGUUAAAAUGCCACAGAACAAAGGCAACGUCUUUAGCUGAAAUUUUAGGCGAUAAAUCAAAAAAUAAAAUUGUAAAUGUGCUGCAAAAAAGCAAAUUCUCGUUAAUUGUCGACGAAACCACAGACUUGUCUUGCCGAAAAGCCUUAGUACUGGUUGUAAGAUAUUUCGACCAACUAUCGCGUAAAGUAAAAGAUCAUUUUUUGCAAUUGAUUGAGUUAGAUCAAUCCGACUCCGAAUCUAUUUAUCGAGCGAUUAAAUUGUUUUUUGAAUCUCACAAUAUUCCUCUGUCAAAUUUAAUGGGUCUUGCUACGGAUGGUGCCAGCACUAUGGCGGGUUGUUUAAACGGAUUGAAAACAAAGUUAAAAGCGGACGUUAACUUAUUUUAUAUUAAAUGUACGUGCCACUUCCUGCACCUUUGCUCCAGUUACGCGUGUAAAAAACUUCCGCAUCAAAUUGAGGAGCUAUGUCGCAACGUUUACAAAUUUUUUGCAUAUAGCCCCAAGCGUAUAAAAGACUUCAAGGAGUUUCAAGACUUUUGUGAGGUAAAGCCCCACAAAAUUCUAGGAAUAUCGCUUACCAGAUGGCUUGCUUUGGAGGCAGUAAUAUCGCGGAUUAUCGAGCAGUGGGAGGCCUUGCAAUUGUAUUUUUUAUCAUGCUGCUUAGAAGUAAAUGGAAUAAAGUCACAGCACAUGGACUAA
Molecule: messenger RNA, 1267 nt
Organism: Rhagoletis pomonella (apple maggot)
Lineage: Eukaryota; Metazoa; Arthropoda; Insecta; Diptera; Tephritidae
Exons: 3
Coding region: 122-1267 (381 amino acids)
Source: RefSeq, a predicted model, not a curated record